Messenger RNA from Paramuricea clavata, 708 nucleotides. The record is from the annotation of a GenBank genome assembly. NCBI's taxonomy places the organism in Eukaryota, Metazoa, Cnidaria, Anthozoa, Malacalcyonacea, Plexauridae.
GAUUUGUGUUCGACAGUGGUGAUGGUGUCUCCUACACUGUACCAAUCUAUGAAGGUUAUGCCUUGCCUCAUGCCAUCCAUCGUCUUGAUUUGGCUGGCCGUGAUCUUACCGACUACCUGAUGAAAAUCUUGAGCGAGAGAGGUUACUCAUUCACCACAACCGCUGAACGAGAGAUCAUCCGUGACAUCAAAGAGAAGCUGUGCUAUGUCGCUCACACAACCCAUGAAUGGGAAAUUCUCAAUGAUUUCGGAUUGAAGCUGUCGUAUGCCAAUCAAGGUAUUUACCAAGAAAAGGAAACAGCAACAACCAGUUCUAGCUUGGAGAAGGCGUACGAGCUUCCUGACGGUCAAGUUAUCACCAUUGGUAACGAGCGAUUCAUAUGCCCAGAACCACUCUUCCAACCAUUUUUCCUCGGAUUGGAAUGUUACGGUAUCCAUGAAACCUGCCAUAUGUCCAUCAUGGAAUGCGAUGUCGACAUCAGGAAAGAUCUGUAUGCUAACAUCGUGUUGUCUGGUGGUUCUACCAUGUUCCCUGGUUUUGCCGACAGAAUGCAAAAAGAAAUCACUGCUCUCGCUCCACCCACAAUGAAAAUCAAGGUGAUUGCUCCUCCAGAAAGAAAAUACUCUGCCUGGAUUGGUGGCUCCAUCUUGGCUUCCCUCUCGACCUUCCAACAAAUGAGUAUCUCCAUGCAAGAAUAUGAUGAAACUG